Molecule: messenger RNA, 405 nt
Organism: Mytilus trossulus (common blue mussel)
Lineage: Eukaryota; Metazoa; Mollusca; Bivalvia; Mytilida; Mytilidae
Product: adipocyte plasma membrane-associated protein Hemomucin-like
Exons: 4
Coding region: 1-405 (134 amino acids)
Source: RefSeq, a predicted model, not a curated record
AUGAUCUCGAAGAUUAGGAACAGAAAUGCAUCCCUGAAUCCCACAACAGCAACAGCUCAACCUGUUACAAAAAUAGCUAAACCAAUAACAACAACAGCUAAACCAACCACAACAACAGCUAAACCAGUAACAACAACCGCUAAACCAAUAACAACAACAACAGCUAAACCAGUCACAACAACAGCUAAACCAGUAACAACAACAGCUAAACUAGUCACAACAACAACUAAACCAGUCACAAUAACAGCUAAACCAGUCACAACAACAUAUGUGGUUUGCCAAGAUAAACCUGGAGUGGAUUGUAAACUAUUCAACAUAGAUUUUUGUGCCAACCCAUAUUCAAAUACGAUUUGUGCCAAAUCCUGUGGUCACUGUACCAGAGUUAUCCAGUCUGCAUUUGGCUAA